Molecule: messenger RNA, 768 nt
Organism: Acipenser ruthenus (sterlet)
Lineage: Eukaryota; Metazoa; Chordata; Actinopteri; Acipenseriformes; Acipenseridae
Product: cyclic nucleotide-binding domain-containing protein 2-like
Exons: 5
Coding region: 1-747 (248 amino acids)
Biological process (GO): spermatogenesis
Molecular function (GO): cAMP binding
Source: RefSeq, a predicted model, not a curated record
AUGUUUCAGAUGGGGUCCAGGGCCUGCAUGGAUGUUCAUAUCUGGGGUGCGAUUGAACAAAAGCAAUCAGCUAUUCAAAUGGAAGACGAUAAAUUCCCCAGCAAAUUGGUGCCGAUAACAUACAAGAAGCCUGACUGGAGGACAGAAGAGGAGCUGAAGCAAUUGCGUAACGCUAUGAGCUCUGUGCAGAGCUACCGUCGCUAUAGCAACAACCUGCAGCUGCUCCUAGCCAAAGUCAUCAGACACCAAAGAUUUGGAAGGAGAAGGGUGGUGAUCAAGAAAGGGCACAUUGGGAACAGCUUUUACUUCAUCUACUCUGGAGUGGUGGCAGUAACGAAGGAUGAGGAAGGGAGCAGUGCGUUUGUGGAUAAGGAGCCGACUUUAAUAAGAAGAGGAGCGGGAUUUGGCGAGGUGUCUUUGCUUAAAGGAGUGAAAAGAAAUGCCACCAUUGUGUGCAUGGAGGAGACAGAACUGCUGGUGGUGGACAAAGAGGACUUCUUUGCAAAGAAGCUGGAUGAGGAGCUGAAGAAGGAGUUUGAGUAUCGGUUCAGCUUUUACAGAUCUUUGGAUCUUCUUUCUUCCUGGAGCUUCCAGAUGAUUGAAUCGAUGGCUGAUCAUUCCAAAACAGAGGAGUUCCAUUAUGGGCGGGUUAUAGUCAAGGAUACCAGUGACAUGGCCAAUAUUAUAUUCAUGGCAAAGGUACACACAGUUCAGUACCAUACUCAGCCUCCAGGACUGAAUGGCUGACGAGGUGCAGAUCAGUAUUGA